Cuscuta campestris is the source of this 1682-nucleotide messenger RNA. Lineage: Eukaryota; Viridiplantae; Streptophyta; Magnoliopsida; Solanales; Convolvulaceae. The record is from the annotation of a GenBank genome assembly.
UGGUUUCUCACUAGGGUUGGCUUCAGUUUCACCGCACCCAAUUGCGCGAAGUUGAUUCAAAUCGAGUAUGACGACGGUGGUCAAUGGUUCUGUGAUUCCGGCGAAUCGGAGGAGGGGAGCCAUGGAAGAUGAUAAGCUCACCUUCGAGACCUCAGACGGCGUGGAGCCCAUAACCACCUUCGAACAGAUGGGCGUCAAAGACGACGUCUUGCGCGGGAUUUACGAGUACGGAUUCGAGAAGCCCUCUGCAAUCCAGCAGCGGGCCGUUCUUCCCAUCCUAUCUGGGCGUGACGUCAUAGCUCAGGCUCAGUCUGGUACUGGCAAGACCUCCAUGAUUGCCCUCACCGUCUGUCAAAUGGUCGACACCAGAUCAUCAGAGGUUCAAGCAUUGAUAUUGUCUCCUACAAGGGAGCUCGCAGUACAAACAGAAAAGGUGAUAUUGGCAAUUGGCGAUCACAUAAAUAUUCAGGUACAUGCAUGUGUUGGAGGCAAAAGUGUAGGUGAGGAUAUCAGAAAACUAGAGCAUGGUGUUCAUGUUGUUUCUGGAACUCCUGGAAGAGUAUGUGAUAUGAUCAAGAGGAAAACAUUACGUACGAGAGCUAUAAAACUACUGAUUUUGGAUGAAUCUGAUGAAAUGUUGAGCCGUGGUUUCAAGGAACAGAUUUAUGACGUUUAUAGAUAUCUUCCACCAGAACUUCAGGUUGUAUUGAUUUCUGCCACACUUCCAAAUGAGAUUCUUGAGAUAACAAGCAAGUUUAUGACAGAUCCUAUUCGGAUCCUUGUAAAACGUGAUGAGUUGACCCUAGAGGGCAUCAAACAGUUUUUUGUUGCUGUUGAGAAGGAAGAUUGGAAAUUUGAUACACUGACUGAUCUUUAUGAUACCCUGACCAUCACUCAAGCUGUAAUCUUUUGCAACACAAAACGUAAGGUGGAUUGGCUCACUAGCAAGAUGCGUGAAAGUAACUUUACAGUGUCGUCCAUGCAUGGGGAUAUGCCUCAAAGAGAGCGAGAUGCAAUAAUGGAGGAGUUUCGGUCUGGCACAACUAGAGUCCUCAUUACAACAGAUGUUUGGGCUAGAGGUUUGGAUGUUCAACAGGUUUCGUUGGUUAUUAACUAUGACCUUCCAAACAACAGAGAGCUCUAUAUUCACCGCAUUGGUCGUUCUGGUCGUUUUGGGCGGAAGGGUGUUGCCAUAAACUUUGUAAAAACUGAUGAUAUCAAGAUUCUGAGAGACAUGGAACAAUACUACAGUACGCAGAUUGAUGAAAUGCCAAUGAAUGUGGCUGAUUUGAUAUGAUUGAUUCAUCGUGUUUGGCACUUCUACUUGUACUGCUUGGGUGUUAGGUUGUGGCACCGGGCGUGGCGUUUUGCCUGUUGUUUUAUUCACUUUAACCAAAGUUUCUGGCUGUUGGGUUUGGAUGCGAUUGUGGUCUGGUUUUUUUGCUUAGCAAACUUGUUUUUUUUAGGAAAUGUAUGUAUACUAAUUAAGGUUUUUAUUUAUGGCUAGUGUGUGAGUGUAUGUGCCUUGCUGCUCAUUCAUGAACCAAUGGUAUGUUUUUUGUCAAAGAUUGAAUUGAAUUUCAUGAUUGUGUGUUUCACUUCUACUUUGGCAUUGUUUGAGAAAGUGUUUUUUAUUAAUGUUAGUGUUUUAGAUAAAGUUUUAAUAAUGUAAAUUAAUUGUG